AUGACGCCCGCAAGACGCUCCGGAAACGCCUCUCCCGCAUACGUGGAUCAGGUGACAAUGAUGCUGAUCGUCGGUGGCACCGACGACGUGGGACUGCUGGACCUAGACGCGCUGCCGGACCUGCCGAAUUUCGAGGAGGAGGCGGCCCCGGUGGGCGGGACGCAGACCGACUCGCUCGGCGCCAGCGUCAAGGUGCGGGAGGUGUCGCUGCCCGAGCUGCCCGGCGGCGACGCCGACGACCUGCUGCCGCCGCCGAGCCCAGCCCGAUCUCCGACGGUGGCCUGGGCUUCUUCGAGUGGACCGGGGUCUGGAUCGGCGGCCUCUUCGUCCUCGGCGCCAUCGGCACCGCCGGCUCCUACGCCCUCGCGCGGGCCAGCCUGGACCCGGAGUUCGCGGAGAACGCGCUGCUGGGCUCCAAGUUCGUCCUGA
Messenger RNA from Prorocentrum cordatum, 429 nucleotides. The record is from the annotation of a GenBank genome assembly. NCBI's taxonomy places the organism in Eukaryota, Dinophyceae, Prorocentrales, Prorocentraceae.